Messenger RNA from Blepharisma stoltei, 726 nucleotides. The record is from the annotation of a GenBank genome assembly. NCBI's taxonomy places the organism in Eukaryota, Ciliophora, Heterotrichea, Heterotrichida, Blepharismidae.
AUGGCAAAUAACCUCCCGCAAGCCCAAUCUCUUGUUAAAUAUGACACCAAAAUCCAAGUUUCUACUUCCUUAAAGGGCAAAGGCAAAGGAAAAAACAUCCCAGGAAGGCCGAACGUCCCUGCCGACAAAGCUCAAAUUGAAGAUGUCCUCAACUCUGUGCUCCCCCCUAGAGAAAGUACCGAAGACGGUCAACUCUGGGUCCAAUAUGUUAGUUCAAACCCUGCAACCACCCAAGAUGUAAUAAAACUCCAAGAGCAGCUUGAUAACUUACUUGAGCUUCGGCAAGCAAGAGAAACUGGGAUCUGUCCUAUUCGAGAAGAGCUCUAUAGUCAAUGUUUCGAUGAGCUUAUAAGGCAGCUAACAAUUAUUUGCACAGAAAGAGGGCUUUUACUGCUAAGAGUCAGAGACGAGCUGAGAAUGACUAUUCAGUCUUACCAAACUCUCUAUGAAAGCAGCAUUGCUUAUGGUAUGCGAAAAGCCUUGCAAGCUGAACAAUGAAGAGCUGAAACAGACGCUGAUAUAAAGAAACUCAUAGAAGAAUGUGAAAAUCUGACAGCGGAGGUAGACGAGCUUGACCAAGAAAUUGAAGAAAUCGAGCAAAAAGAAAAAGAGCGUGAAGAAAUCGAAGCAAGAGCCCACACGGAAGAAAUCGAGUUCAGGAAGAAAACCAACCAAAGACUUAAAGACCAGCUUGAAGCUUUGCUUUCAACCCCUAACAGUAAGUAA